Molecule: messenger RNA, 1871 nt
Organism: Diprion similis
Lineage: Eukaryota; Metazoa; Arthropoda; Insecta; Hymenoptera; Diprionidae
Gene: Fntb
Product: protein farnesyltransferase subunit beta
Exons: 8
Coding region: 229-1485 (418 amino acids)
Biological process (GO): protein farnesylation
Cellular component (GO): protein farnesyltransferase complex
Molecular function (GO): protein farnesyltransferase activity
Source: RefSeq, a predicted model, not a curated record
UAACCUAACCUAACCUAACCCAACACAACUUUCUCGGAUCCUCCGGGUGUCAGAAACGAAAAACCCAAGAAUUCAAGUAAUUUCGACGCUCUAUUUCUGGCAUUCACGUGCCGUUGUGGGGUAACGCAAGGAGUAUGCAGGCAUAAAAGAAACGUUGACUGAAGAUAUAUUAAUGCGAGAGCAUACCGAGUUCUUUACCAUCGGACAGAAUACCCGCUAUACACCGUUAUGUGUGACUGGGAAUCAAUCGACGCCGAAGAUGAGGCUGAAGAAAAAAUGGUAUUCAAACGGUAUGAGGACUUGAUUAAUGACAAACAGGAUACUGAAGGUUUUGAGACUGUCAGUUCUGACAUGCAGGAUGAGGUUGAAACUACCGUACUGAAGAUUUAUCAAGUCAUGCAGCACCUCCAAGACCUUGAGGGUAAACUUCCACUACUCGCAAGAGAUAAUCAUGUGUUCUACCUCAAAACUUCCUUGACGCAUCUUUCGCAGUCAUAUGAGUGUCUCGAUAGCAGCAGACCUUGGCUCUGUUACUGGAUACUUCAUGCUUUGCAAAUACUAGGGGAAAGAUUAGAAGACGAAGAUUAUUCUCACAUAGCAGGAUUCUUAGCAAAAUGCCAAUCACCAGAAGGUGGUUUUGGUGGAGGUCCAGGGCAACACCCCCAUCUGGCAACAACCUACGCAGCUGUGAAUGCUCUCUGCACAAUUGGGACUCCAGAAGCUUAUCAAACAAUAGAUAGGCAGACGCUCUGCCGAUUCUUGUCUUCUUUGAGAGAUGAUGAGGGAGCGUUCAGUAUGCACAUUGGGGGAGAAGUUGACAUACGAGGGGCAUAUUGUGCCGUUUCUGUGGCCAGAUUAACUAACGUGUAUCAUCCGGAAAUGUUCAAGAAUACCGGAGAGUGGAUAGCAAGUUGCCAGACAUGGGAAGGUGGCUUUGGUGGCUGCCCAGGCAUGGAAGCUCACGGAGGAUACACUUUUUGUGCUCUGGCUGCAUUACUGUUACUCGAGAAGUCCAAACUGUGUGAUAUAUCAUCGUUACUGAGGUGGACUGUGAACAGGCAAAUGCGACUUGAAGGAGGUUUUCAAGGCAGAACUAAUAAGCUCGUCGAUGGAUGUUACUCUUUCUGGCAAGGUGGCGCCUUUCCCUUAAUACACGCACUUUUAUGCGAACAAGGAUACAAAUCGGAUUUCUGGCUCUACGACCAGGAAGCACUACAAAAGUACCUACUAGCCUGCUGUCAGCAUCCAUCAGGAGGGCUAUUAGACAAACCAGACAAGCCCAGAGACGUAUACCACACGUGCUACACGCUAAGUGGAUUAUCUGUUGCCCAAAAUUCGCCUGUAUCUGUGGUCAUUGGCAGCCGUCGGAACAAUGCUGUUGACACUGUGCAUCCAGUCUACAACUUGGUCCAAACUUGUGCAUCUGCAGCUCUUAAUUACUUUAAUACGUUAAAGAUUCCAGAAUUGGACACCAUGUGCCGUUGAAUCUUAACGGACAAAGGACUAUCGACUUGGGUAUUUCCUACUUGAUCUUCAUUUCAGUCUAUUGACAGUUCACAGGGUAAACUCGUUGGUAAAAUCGUUUGAAUAAUUCAAAGAGCAGGGACGUCUUUUAACGAUUUUGGUUGUGCCAGUACCCUAUGUAUACGCCUCUAAAGUAUCGCCAACUUAUCUUGGCCUGUUUUAUUUUGGUCAUUUUAUGCGGGACUCUCAAUAACAAUUCAGAAACACCAAUUGUGAUGACUGUUCUAGUCAAUCAGUGCAUCUAUGCGUUGACAAAAGAAUCUUAAAGACAGUGAAAGACAUAUUGCGCUGUGUCUAGACAAAACGUAGCGAAUGGUGUGGUGGGAUUGCAAUUCGUUUUUGCAAGG